GUGGUCAGCAAUGCCAGUUGACAGAUUUUCGCAGAAAUUUGCCUCCAAACAUCCCCCUCCCAACGGAAAACCGGCCAUGGCCACGAGUGCAGUUGAGCUCAAAGACCAGGGCAAUCGGUUUUUUGCCAUUCGAAAAUAUAAUGACGCUGUCAAUUGCUACAGCAAAGCCAUAAUGAAAAACCCAAACAUUGCCACAUUCUUCACAAACCGAGCCCUGUGUUAUUUAAAGUUGCGCCAAUGGGAGUUGGCAGUGCAGGACUGUCGCCGGGCAUUAGACAUUGACAAAACCUCUGUCAAAGGACACUUUUUUCAAGGCCAAGCGCUCUCGGAGGUUGGGAUGUAUGAUGAGGCUAUUGUGUGCCUUAAAAGGGCCAAUGACCUUGCGAAGGAUCAAAAAUUAAAUUUUGGGGACGACAUUGCCGGUGCACUUCGAUUGGCUAAAAAGAAAAGGUGGAAUUUGAUAGAAGAAAAACGAAUACAACAGGAGAUAGCUUUGCAAUCUUACCUGAAUAAAUUAAUCAAAGAAGACAGGACAAGGCAAAUUGAGGCUGUGAAAGAAGUUGCUGGUGACCUGGAUGUUUCUGAACAAAUAGAUAGCAUAGAAGAAGACAGUGAAAUACGGAUGAAAGGAUUAAAUGAUCUAUUUGCUCAAGUUGAUGAAAGAAGAAGAGUACGAGACGUGCCAGAUUAUCUGUGUGGAAAAAUCAGUUUUGAACUUUUACAUGAACCUGUGAUAACACCGAGUGGAAUAACAUACGAGAAGAGAGACAUAGAAGAGCAUUUACAAAGAGUUGGACAUUUUGACCCCGUGACAAGAGCAGACCUUACCCAAGAAAAUUUAAUACCAAACUUAUGUAUGAAGGAAGUGAUUGACAAUUUCCUUGAGGAAAAUCCAUGGGCAGAAGACUAUUGAAACUAAGAAAUUAAGAUGCUGACGUGUUCAUAUUUUUAAACUGCUUUAUUCUUGGGACCACAAGUGUCUUGUGAAAAGGUUGUAGGACAGUGUACCAGCACUGCCUGUGGAUGGAGACUGCCUUUGCAACCAGUCCGAGGAAGAUUCGAAUAAGGCAUGUUUGUAUCAGACCCUUGGAAUGGUGCCCGUCUAUACUAGAUAGAAUAAGGCUACUUAUUCCCUAAAACUUGCUCCCCAUUCUCAAUGACUUAUUCUCUCAAAUGGUUAUGAUUGGGGUUAGUACAGCUCAUGGUGUUGACUUCAGCCUUUCUCCGAGGAGGCUUGUAGCCGUGUUGUUACACUGCUGGCUACAAUGCAAUCCCGUUAAAUCCCAGAGGGAUAUGCAUUUCUGGAUGAACCAGCGUGGGCUAUCAAGUUAGUUGAGCGCAAAUUUACCAAAGUAACUAUUGCAACACAAUCAUUGUGAGUAUGGGUAACAGCAAGGAUGGAUUCAUGAAGAAAUUGUAGCGAGCUGUUAUUCAGAAGAACUGGCACUUAGUUUGUAAUUCUGAAGGAAAGGAGCUUUUUGUUAUUAAGGCCAUGGGAAUUAUUAAUCCUGUUUACCGUCCACCUCCCGCAUGGGUUCUGAGCGAACAUGAAAUAUUUUCAUUAUUUUUAAAAAAAACUAUUUAUUUUAUUGUUGCCAUCAUUUUUUAUUUAAAUAAUCUUUCCAGUGGUUCAUCUUUACCUUAAAUGAUUGAAAAACACAAUAAAAACAUGGCAGGGUAGGCUCUUCAUCAUAAUAAUGUCAUUUUUUCAAUGCCUCAUGUUGAUGACCGACCUGAUUUCCAUUUACUGGAACUUGCUGAAUCGCGUGUUUUGACCAGUAAAUCAGACGGUAAACCGAUAAUGAAUAAUGAAAAAUGAAAAAAAGCCUCAUCAUCUUUUUAAAUCUCUCAGACGGUAAACAGGAUUAAUCAUUCCCAUGGCCUAAAGCUCUAAUCUAUCAUUGGUAGUAAAAAGUUAAGGCUGUGUGUGUUUUGUCCCUGUUUCAUUCAAAAUGGAAUAGUUUGUUGGGCAUCAUUCUGUCCUCAAAUUGGCCAGAUUGCCAUCACUUUGUUCAUGUUGUAAAGAUAAUGUCCAAACAGUAUUGUUCUAUUUUGAUAAUGUUAUCAUUAUUAUAUUUUCACUCUUGUAAAUGUAUUUAAUUUAUCUCAUGAUGAAAACAUGCUCUUGGAAGAGACUUGUUUCUCUUCGAGGGACCAUCCAUUCAAUACAUACACAGGAAAGUCUGGAUUUUUAGGUCCCCUGAUGGUAAAAGUGUACAGUGAUUCCCACAUUUUUUAUCCCCCUCCCACUCCGAUGUGUAGUGCAUUUACGUUCCGAAUGGAUGCCCCAAAGCCGCACCAUGAAUCACAUGUUGAAAGUAGACUGAUACAAAGAUGGACUGUAUAUUUUUAUCGGUAUUAUUUUGUUCAUCGAUUUCUCACUUUAUCUCUGCCCUUUUGAAAUAAAAACUUUAUUUGAAAACCAACAGAAAGUUGAAAUCUGUUAAAAAUCAUGUGAUUUUAAGUAAGAUUUUUGGAAAUUUUGGCUUAUCGGAGAAAUAAAGCUGUGCAAAAAAUUAAAGCGGUUCACAGUUUCAUUUGUGGUAAAUAACCUCAUCUAUUUAAAUAUUUGUGUCUUUCUGUGAUUUAAGAACUUUCUUAAUGUACUUCACUUUGGAAGAAAUUUCAUAUUUUCUGUGUCUAAAAGACAUUUAUCAUAAAUCAUUAACACUCAUCAAUUUUUGGUAUACCCAAGUAAUUGAGCGAGUGAAUAUCCAUUUGAAAACGUGAAUGAUUUUCAUUGUUGAUUGUAAAUAAAAUUGUA
Messenger RNA from Lineus longissimus, 2764 nucleotides. RefSeq names its product E3 ubiquitin-protein ligase CHIP-like. Gene Ontology annotation, cellular component: cytoplasm; Z disc. The record is from RefSeq and is a predicted model, not a curated record. Gene Ontology annotation, molecular function: protein-folding chaperone binding; ubiquitin protein ligase activity. The coding region runs from base 11 to 913 and encodes 300 amino acids. Gene Ontology annotation, biological process: proteasome-mediated ubiquitin-dependent protein catabolic process; protein polyubiquitination; protein quality control for misfolded or incompletely synthesized proteins. The transcript has 7 exons. NCBI's taxonomy places the organism in Eukaryota, Metazoa, Nemertea, Pilidiophora, Heteronemertea, Lineidae.